This is a messenger RNA of Symbiodinium necroappetens, 2754 nucleotides long. The record is from the annotation of a GenBank genome assembly. Lineage: Eukaryota; Dinophyceae; Suessiales; Symbiodiniaceae.
AUGUUCUGCUGGGCGUAUUCGAGGAAGGCGCUGAAAGCGAGGUGGCUGUGCCUCUUGACGAGGUCUUCGCUGUGCCUCGACCCUCUGGCUUGGGAAGCCAGGCCGACCGCCUUCUGGGAGGGGGCCUCUGGCCUGGAGAAGUUGCUGAAAUCUACGGCGCUCCGGGCGCAGGCGAAUGAGACUGUGGAGAUACUGUUGGAGAAGAUUCGCAUCUCUAACAUGGCAGACUUUACAGCCUUUGCCAGACUCAUGACCCACGCGCUAGCACGGCCGGAGUCCAUGCCCGGCUUGAUGGUGCUGGAUGGUCUGAGCGUGCUGCUGUCGCCGUUCACGUCUGCAACAAGUUGGUCGCACAGGUGGCGCUUGACUUGGAGCUGGCGGGUGCUACGCCAGCUUGCCAUGACAGGCUGCUGUGUCGUUCUUCUGUCCCACACGGCUGGGUCAAUGGGCACUUCCCAGCUCGCAUUGGGGCAACAGUGGUCUCAUGCCGCCUCUGUCCGCCUGGAGCUGAGCCGCCCGUUGGUGGGAAAUGCGCUGCGCCUCUGCCUGCGGAAGAGCUGCCGCCAGCAACUUUGUCAAACCACUGAUGCAGGAGAGGAGGUCGACAAUUCUCUCUCUGCGGACUUGAUCAUUGAUGAGGCUUGGACACGGGAUAGGCACGGCCAGGGCCAGGUCUGCGGCAUGGAGACCCCGAAGAAGGACACCAAGCCAAGGGAUGCAGCAGGAUUUCAUGAGCAGCCGGGUCGGGCAUAUGAGUACUUUUCGGAACCACCUUCCAGGGAAAAGUGCAGGAGACGGAAGCCCAAGGAGGCAGAUGAGACUUUUGGAGUGGACUCCACAGGUCCACAGCGCUCCGAGGAGGGGGUCUUGGACGUUUCAGGGCCCAAGGACUCUGCUAGCAAGGUGAUUCUCAACUUGCGCGCGAUAGCGGAGAAGAACGGCGGCCAGAUAGGAUUGCCAAAACUUGCAAUGCGAGAAAUGCAGGGCACCUGCGAAGAUGGCGAGGCCAUCACAUACGCUGUCCCCAAGUCUUGGGAUCCGUUCAGAGAGGCAGAGCGGCUGCGAGCAGAGCUUGCAAAUGCCAGGUCAGAGCUUCAGCGUGUCCAGAAGGCGAUGCUGCAGUCGAAGGUUCAGGAAGUGGAGGAGCGCGAGGACGCUGAGUAUCUCGAUAGUCCUUGUGGAAGGAUGUCUGCUCGCUUUGUGGGCUUCUGCCACACACUGGCUUGGUAUUUCGGCCAAGGCGGAUCACAGCCAUCGGGUGAUGUCAUUUGGAGUCCGCGGCCUCACUUGUACGAGAGCGGAUCCCAAAAAUCAUUGUAUCCGAGUGGCGGCCCUGUCACGAUUCUCAGCGGAGCCAGCUGCCAACUACAUGGGAGCAUUGUGGAGCGAGGCUUUACCACCUUGUUAGUGGAGUACUACUCGUCUGGGUGUCCGCACUGCUGGUACUUCGCCCCCGUUUUCCAGCAGGUUGCAGAGGCGUACAAAGGCUCAGAUACCGUGCGCGUCGCUGCCUGCAACUGCGUUGAGAAUGUGGAUGCUUGUGAUGCAAUGCAAAUCUUUCGCUAUCCCACGCUGCGGGCCUACAAAGUUGGCAAAGGAACGUUGGACUUGCUGUAUGACGUGCCGCACUUCACGGAUAGCCACCAGAAAUCUUCACAGGAGUUGGUGCAGUGGCUCUCAGAGCGAUCCGGCUUGUGGACCCCACCUCAUCCUCAAAGCUUGAAAUUAGGUGCGGUCUUCCGUGCGGGCCAUGCCGUGGCAGUGGAUGGGCCUCCUGGUAAGACAGGCUGGGCCAUGGACUAUCACCUCGACGACGAGCGCUUUGUCGAAGCUCGACUGGGGCUGCUGGUGCUCCUCAAGGGCUACUCCGGUGCACAGCAGCAUCCUGCAGCGGUUAGCAUCACUAGCUUCGUCUCCCGGGUCUUCCCACGCCACACAGCUGACUUCCACAGCCUAGCAGUGCAGAUACAGGAUCGUGGCCCAGUCCAGCCGUGGGAGAUGCGCCGCAUGCUGAAGAAGUGGGAGAGCCUCUUCGGGCAGAGAGAACAUGUCUUCUGCGAAGAUGAGACAUGUGCUGUUUGGCAGCUACUGCAUGUCGUCGCUGCUUCAGUUGCAGCUGUGGCUGUGACUGGGCAGCCGCUGGCUCAACAUGGCUCUUGGACAGUAACAGUCCCCGAGGCGAUGAGCUUCUUCCGCCUGGCCAUCAGCGAGUUCUUCACUUGCGAGGGCUGCAGGCAGCACUUCCUGGAAGCCUUCGACAGAUGUUUCUACGGGAGCUGCCUGGUUCUCGAAGCAGCAGAUGCGCAGCUGCAGGCAAGACAGAUGGUGUGGUGGCUUUGGCGCACCCACAAUGCAGUUUCCCUGCGGGUCCUGAAAGAGCAUCUUCCCGCUGAGGGCCAGGCCGUUGUCGACCGCCGGUGGCCAGCAUAUCGAGACUGUCCAGGUUGCUGGAAAGCUGAAGUGGUAAGUGGUGGAACGCAGCCACAUGCCCAGGUUGAUCCUGCUGGACCUGUGUCCAUUGGGUUGUUGGAUGCUCCAUUCGACCUCGAUCGGGUCUUCGGGUACAUCCUGAGCCAGUAUGUUGGACGCGAGAACUUGCAGUUGGAGCAGAAAGUGGCGGACAGCAUGUGGAGAUUUCCCGGCUCCGUGGAAUCCACGGCGGCUACAACUUUCUGCGCUUGCAUGCUGCUUUGUCUUUCGGCCGUGGCGGCUCUACGCAGUCGCAGAAGGCCAUGCGACCUGGUGCAGGAGUGA